Penicillium soppii is the source of this 1230-nucleotide messenger RNA. RefSeq names its product histone chaperone NAP1 (gene nap1). Gene Ontology annotation, biological process: nucleosome assembly. NCBI's taxonomy places the organism in Eukaryota, Fungi, Ascomycota, Eurotiomycetes, Eurotiales, Aspergillaceae. Bases 1 to 1230 code for a protein of 409 amino acids. The transcript has 5 exons. Gene Ontology annotation, cellular component: nucleus; chromatin. Gene Ontology annotation, molecular function: histone binding; chromatin binding. The record is from RefSeq and is a predicted model, not a curated record.
AUGUCUGAGCCCAUCAGAAACAAGAAGGCUGAUUUCCCGGUCGCACCGACCCCGCAAAACACGCCGGCCAACAAUGCUCCUAUCUCAUCUCACGCUCAGCAACCUGGUGUUUCCAGCAUCAAGGAGGAAACCCUUGACAAUGCCACCGCUGCCUCCCUCUUCGCCCGCAACCCAGCCCUGGUCUCCAUGAUCCAAGGCAAGCUCGGUCAGCUUGUCGGUCGCUCCUCCGGCUACAUCGAAUCUCUCCCUCCUUCCGUCCGCCGCCGCGUUGCCGGCCUGAAGGGUAUUCAGAAGGAGCACUCUAAGCUUGAGGGUCAGUUUCAGGAGGAAGUUCUGGAACUUGAAAAGAAGUACUUUGCCAAGUUCACUCCGCUGUACAACCGUCGCUCUACCAUUAUCAACGGUGGUGUCGAGCCGACCGAUGAUGAGGUUGAGGCUGGAAAGGAAGAUGAAGAGGAGGAUGACGAGGAGGAAUCCAAAGAGUCCAAGAAGGAAGAGGGGGCCCCCAUUAACGGUAUUCCCGAGUUCUGGCUCUCUGCCAUGAAGAACCAGAUCUCUCUUGACGAGAUGAUCACCGAGCGUGAUGAGGAGGCACUGAAGCACCUCACCGACAUUCGCAUGGAGUACCUUGACCGCCCCGGAUUCCGCCUCAUUUUCGAGUUCUCUGAGAACGAAUUCUUCACCAACAAAACCAUCUCCAAGUCAUACUUCUACAAGGACGAGAAUGGAUACGCUGGUGACUUCAUUUACGACCACGCCGAAGGAUCACCAAUCGAAUGGAAGGAAGACAAAGACCUGACCCUCCGUCUGGAGAGCAAGAAACAGCGUAACAAGAAUACCAAGCAGACCCGCGUUGUUAAGAUCAGUGUGCCUACCGAGUCCUUCUUCAACUUCUUCUCUCCCCCACAGCCCCCCACCGAGGACGACGAGUCCGUUGCCAGCGACAUUGAAGAGCGUCUGGAGCUCGAUUACCAGCUCGGUGAAGAUAUCAAGGAGAAGCUUAUUCCCCGCGCCAUCGACUGGUUCACUGGCGAGGCUAUUCAGUUCGAGGAGCUUAACGACGACAUGGAGGAUAUUGGGUCUGAGGAAGAUGACGAUGAGGACGAUGAGGACGAAGACGAUGAGAAUGACGAUGACCAUGGGUCGGAUCGUGACGUCGAGGAGGACUCAGAUGAAGAGGAUGGAACCUCCAAGCCCAAGAAGGAGGCCGCCGAGUGCAAGCAAAACUGA